This is a messenger RNA of Lampris incognitus (smalleye Pacific opah), 3093 nucleotides long. It is a transcript of the gene wwp2, whose product is annotated as WW domain containing E3 ubiquitin protein ligase 2. The transcript has 18 exons. NCBI's taxonomy places the organism in Eukaryota, Metazoa, Chordata, Actinopteri, Lampriformes, Lampridae. Gene Ontology annotation, biological process: ubiquitin-dependent protein catabolic process; protein K63-linked ubiquitination; negative regulation of transcription by RNA polymerase II. The record is from RefSeq and is a predicted model, not a curated record. Bases 52 to 2313 code for a protein of 753 amino acids. Gene Ontology annotation, molecular function: ubiquitin protein ligase activity; protein binding.
AAGUUAUCUAGCGACACCAGCGGACCACAGCUGAGAAAGAGCUGUGAUGUCAUGGCAGCUGCCAGCGUGACCAGACCUGGCAGUGCCCAGACCACUGAGAAGUCACAGUUGACCUUGAAAGUGGUCUCAGCCAAGCCCCAGUCCCCUAAGCUGCCUAACCGCCAGUCGAGGCUCAGCUCCUUUGUUGAGGUGACAGCCGACGGCUUGACCAGUGAAACCAAAAAAACGGGCAAACGCAGCGGACACCUGGAGCUCCAGUGGAAUGAAGACCUUACCCUAAAUGUUACACCUCAGAGUCGUCUGGAUUUGAAACUCUGGACCUGUCACACUCUGAGGAAGGAGCUCUUGGGCAGUGCCACCAUCGACCUACUGGACACACUGCGAACGCACAAUGGCAAGAUGGAGAACGUGCAGCUGAGUCUGGUGCUGCAGACGGAGAACAAAGGCUCAGUUGUAGCAGGAGGCGAGCUCAACGUCUGUCUGGACGGCUUGGAUGUUGAUCUGGGCUCACUGCCCAAUGGCAGCACGGCAACAGACAAGAUGUUACCGUCAGACAGACCCAACCUGAGGAGGACACAGAGUGAGGAGACUCCUAGCACAGUUGGGCCCCGCGGCAGAAGUAACAGGCACUCUGCUGGGGGGUCACAGGGGGGUUCCCCGGGGGCCUCCAGAGGCUCUCUGACUAAUGGGGAGCUGAAUGAGGAGCAGAGCCCUGGGUCAGGGUCUGGCUUGGGGUCCUCCAGUCGCCUCCGCUCUUCCAAGAGUGCCCAGAGCAGCCCUGGAGCCAGCGCAGGCAAAGUUGAGCUGACAUCCAACGGACUAGAGAAUGGCCGCAGUGGUGUGGCUCAUCAAACCCCCCCUCCAUCCUCCCCGUCUGUUCGAUCCCCAAGCCUCAAUAGCACCAGUAGUCCCUCUUUGGGACAGGACGCCACAAGUCUGGCCCCUCCGGCAGAGCCCGGAUCCACUGUUGCCCCCAGCCCAGAGCAGGCCAACAGUGUUGCAACAGAGGCCCCCACAGAUUCACUCCCAGCUGGCUGGGAGCAGAGGGUGCUCCCUCAUGGCAGAGUAUACUAUGUUGAUCAUAACACCAAAACCACAACCUGGGAGAGACCACUUCCACCUGGAUGGGAGAAGCGUGUAGACCAGCGGGGCCGGUUCUACUAUGUGGACCACAACACCAGGACCACCACGUGGCAGAGGCCCACGGCCGAGUCAGUCCGCAACUAUGAGCAGUGGCAGAGCCAACGCAGCCAGCUUCAAGGGGCCAUGCACCAGUUCAGCCAGCGUUUCCUCUACCAGGCCUCUGAUGAAACUCAACUAUUCCUGCCUCACCUUGACCACCUCCAUUUCCUAAUGCAUGGCCUGUCUCCCCUCUGCUCCAGGGAGUGGUUCUUCCUGUUAUCCCAUGAGGUGCUGAACCCCAUGUACUGUCUGUUUGAGUACGCUGGCAAGAACAACUAUUGUCUGCAGAUCAACCCGGCCUCCUCCAUCAACCCUGACCAUCUCACCUACUUCCGCUUCAUCGGCCGCUUCAUCGCCAUGGCCCUGUACCAUGGGAAGUUCAUUGACACCGGCUUCACUUUGCCAUUCUACAAACGCAUGCUCAACAAGAAGCCCACGCUCAAAGACCUGGAAUCCAUUGACCCUGAGUUCUACAACUCCAUCAUGUGGGUCAAAGAGAACAGCCUGGAGGAGUGUGGAGUUGAGCUGUAUUUUGCUCAGGACAUGGAGAUUCUUGGGAAGGUGUCUACACACCAGCUGAAGGAUGAUGGAGAGAAUGAACUGGUGACCGAGGAAAACAAGGAAGAGUACAUCGGCCUGCUGACCGACUGGCGGUUUACCCGUGGGGUGGAGGAGCAGACCCAGGCGUUCCUAGAUGGCUUCAAUGAGGUGGUGCCUCUGGAGUGGCUGCGCUACUUCGAUGAGAAAGAGCUGGAGCUGAUGCUGUGUGGCAUGCAGGAGAUUGACUUAGCAGACUGGCAGAAGAACACCAUCUACAGACAUUACACCAAGAACAGCAAGCAGAUCCACUGGUUCUGGCAGGUUGUGAAGGAAAUGGACAACGAGAAGAGAAUCCGUCUGCUCCAGUUUGUCACAGGAACCUGUCGGCUGCCUGUCGGGGGCUUUGCGGAACUCAUAGGCAGUAAUGGUCCCCAGAAGUUCUGUAUAGACAAAGUGGGGAAGGAGACUUGGCUUCCAAGAAGCCACACCUGCUUCAAUCGUCUGGAUCUGCCCCCCUACAGAAGUGUGGAGCAACUGCGGGAGAAGCUCCUGUUCGCUAUCGAGGAGACAGAAGGAUUCGGACAGGAGUGAAGAAAGGAGAGAGCCAAGGGAGGGUUGUCAGAGAUGCUUCUAGAAGUGACAAGCAUUUUGUUGGGAUAGUUUUUUUUUCCAUUCUUUUUUUCCCCCUCAUUUGUUAAUCAUAGGGAUAUAAAAUCGAAAAUUUCCAUAAUGUUUGUAUCAGAGAUGAUCUGAAUCAUGGGAACAAUCGGAGUAGGGUGACGGGGACAGAGAAUGUAAGGGGGUGUGUGCUUAUGUGUGCAGGUAUGUGUGCGUCUGCGGUGUCAUUACCAUUGUGAAUUUGCAUACAAAUGUGUGUGUGUGUGUGUGUGUGUGUGUGUGUGUGUGUGUGAGUGAGCAUGCGCGUGUGUGAGUGUGUGUGUGUGUGUGUCAACAAUAGGAUGUUCCUUAAAGAGAAAUAUUUGUCUAGAGUCCCCUCUCUACGGCCCACUGACCUCACUGAGUAGACCGCUUAUACACGCACCAAAAACAAAGGACAGGAUAGUUCUAAUGUCAGCAGCAAAUCACAAUGAUAGCACAGCUACAUGCAAAUACAGUAUAGCAUAUCUUUCAAACAGAAACUGCAAUUUAAAAGUCACAUGAGAGACAAUGAGUGAUUGUGCAUGAGAGAGGGACUGUAUGCGAGAAAACGAACAUGUGUUUCUAUACAUGUGUGCGGAAAGCUGCAAUGACGACUAGUGCACCUCUACUGCAGAGGCUAGAAAAGUGAGAUAUGAUGGUAUUUUUAUUUUCUGUUAAUUGUGAAAUUGAGCAUCUUUCUUGUACAUAGCCAUAAUAAAAGAGACAGUAAUC